This is a messenger RNA of Diorhabda sublineata, 5922 nucleotides long. RefSeq names its product phosphofurin acidic cluster sorting protein 1 (gene KrT95D). The transcript has 10 exons. The coding region runs from base 384 to 2729 and encodes 781 amino acids. Gene Ontology annotation, biological process: protein localization to plasma membrane. The record is from RefSeq and is a predicted model, not a curated record. NCBI's taxonomy places the organism in Eukaryota, Metazoa, Arthropoda, Insecta, Coleoptera, Chrysomelidae.
AAUCUUAGGAUAUGUUCUGUGAAGGGAAGUACUCUUAGAUCUAAAAUAGCUGGUUUGUAGGACUUGUAGGAGUACUACUUGUUCAUAAACAUAUAUGAUGUGCUAGCUUAGUAAUAAACUUGAUUCAUAAAGAGCGGAGCAAACAAAUUGUUAACAUUACAAUAAAUUAGAAACUCGCGAAAAUACACCUUUAUACGAAGGUGAUUCAUCUUUUGACAUUGAUAGAUUUCAGAUAAACUUUAUUAUGAUGCAGUUGAAGUAGAUUAGUGAAAUAAAAGAAAGGUAUAUUUGAUGGUAACAGAAUGUAUUAUUCUAUUGUUUCCAAGUGAAAUUCUGUUCGUAUAUCUCAAUGCUCUUGAAUAAGAUAUCAUAGUUUCUUGAGAAUGAGUGAAAAAACACCCAAAGCUCUAUCAGGGGCGGGGGCAUCGGCUCCAAAUAAAAUGAGACUUUAUGCUACAUGGGUUGAUAGAACUCCUGCCAAUUGUAUCCCAAGGCUUUGUUCCCUUACUUUGACGAGACUAGUCAUUUUAAAACCAUUAGGAUCAGACUCAGGAACUGUAUCUAUAGCUGUUAAAAUGCAAUCUAGUAAAAGAACAUUAAGGUCGAAUGAGUUAGUUUUGACACAAGGAGGAUUAUUAGACACACCUUUAGAUGUCACUUUUUGUCUACAAUAUCCUCACUUUUUGAAAAGAGAAGGUAAUAAACUACACAUUCUACUUCAAAGGAGGAAACGAUAUAAAAACAGGACAAUGUUAGGAUUUAAAACACUUGCUGAAGGAGUUAUUAGAAUGGACCAGGUUCUUCAAAAGCAAAUGGACGUCGAUAUAGAACUUUUGCCAGAGAGUAAUACCAAGGACAAAGGUGCUGGUCCCAUAGCGAAAUUAACAGUUUUACAAUUAAGUUCUACGCCUGUAGAUCAUGAACACAAAAUUAGAGAUCAUGACUUCAGCGACGACGACGACGAAAUUAGCUCAGGAGAAGAGGAGGCGGCCGAUUUAUCCGAUAGUGAACCUAUUAGAAAAUUGCCGCAUACUAGACAUAACCUCAAACAAAGAUUUGUUUCAUUGUUAAGAAGAUUCAGAGUUCCAGAUACUGAAGGGGGACGAGUUCGAGAUUGCCUGGACAAUCCUAGUGAUAUACAGGCACUAUUUCAAGAACUGGAAUCUCUAAGUUGUGAUGAUGAUUCUGGUGGAGAACAAGAUACAAUGUCCAUCUCGAGUACACCAAAACCAAGCUUACGUCCAUUUUUUAGUAGUAGUCGAAGUCUUCUAGGUAGUAGUAAUGUACCUUUAGUGGAACCUGAAAAGAUUGAAGAUAAGACUUGUUCAGGUUCUGAUGGAAACGCCGAUAUAUGUUACACGGAUCCCGAAGGUCAAAGCGAUCCCCAGACGGGUUCGCCUCCUCGUGAUCAUACGGCAAGUUACAGAAAACAGACUGGCGAUAAUGAUUUCAGUAAUAUAAUGCAGGAACUUAGCGAACGCAAAUCGAAAUUAUUUAGAUCGUCAACGUCGUCGGCAAAAAAGAAAAAUUCUCUUAGUGUCAGCUCCGAACCGCCAGAAACGCCUACUCCUCGAAAAGCAUUUUUGGAUACAGUAACAAAAUUACUAUCUUGUGAAGAAAAUGUGCUUCCCGAAUGCGUUGUAUUUUUGACUGGUUCUGAUAGUAUAACAAUACCUUUAGUAGUUAGAUUUGGAAAUCAGUUUAAAGUUUUCCAACCUGUCUCUGCUGUAGAAACUAAGGCUGUGCUUACUGCAAUUUUCACUAAAAUUCACAAAUACUGCAACAGUUGCGCCAAACCAGGCAACUUCGUAAAAUUGCUCCUUAUAGGUGGCGAUAUGCUAAUAGGUUGGUUUGUCCGACCUUAUGUUGAAUUGUUAUCCAGCAAACCACCAGAAUGGUUAUAUUUCACCCGCGUGUACAUAGUUCCUGUAGGAAGCUGCAGCAUAUCCCGUCAUUUAGCCACUCUUGAUCCAGGAUAUCAAUCGUUGUUUCCCAGUGAUAAGGAACUCAACUUAGAAGAAUUAACACAGAGACUGCAUAGGUACUUAUCCGUGCCUUCAACAGCUCCGGUUGCUCACAUUCCCAUCGCUGAAGCAAUGCUAACUUGUCACGAUGAAAAUAGUCAAUUGUUUAUUCCUUUCGUUAGUGAGGUAAGGGUAGGUCCUGCCGAUCAACUCCAGUCGGUGUCCGUGGAUUUGGAGGAUUUGAUAUGCAACAGCACUCAAACGCCAUCUCUAACUCCACCUUCGUCACCUAACGUUCAAGUCCGUGAUUCUCCAUGGGAACCUCUCGAAUUACAAGUAGAUUAUUGGCAAUUGCCGAAGUUCAGCGAAACUAUCAUUAAGACUGAUAAAGAGAAAACCAAAAUUGACGGAAAAAUUUCUUUAAAAGCCAUUUUCAGAGGCUUGCAAGCGUCUCCUACGUCGAUGUCUGGGUUAACACUUAACAUGCAUUUGACAAAUAAAGAAAAAAAGCAAAAAAUUAUGAGAUUGGGAAAAAAGAAAGAAAAGGAGAAGGAACUAGAACCGCGCAGUCAAAAUGUUGAAGGAAUUUCAAGACUGAUUUGUUCGGCACGUACAUCUCAUAAUACUCCAAUGAAAGUUUAUAUAGACGGGGUCGAGUUUGGUGGUGUGAAGUUCUUCCAGCUCAGUUCAACAUGGCAAACACAUGUCAAAGGUUUGACAGUGGCGCUAGCUGGUGUGCCUUUGGCGAGUGCCGAAUUACAUUGACUGUCCUCCCACAUCAUAUCUUUCGAUUGAAAAAAUGAAAUACAUAUAGAGUACGAGGAUGUAAUUUUGGGUAUAUACAAGUUUUUUUGGCCUCUUAAAAAUCUAUGUAUAGACAAAGUUACGAUAUCGUACGGUAUCUACUUUUUUGUAUGUUUUUGCUUUUCUAAAUAAAUGAUAUUUAACAAAUGUAAAGUGAAAACGAUUGCAAAAAAAGUCUUUGUCGCUUCUAGUCACUAUACGGGGUUCACCCAAAGAUUUCUUUAUGACGUGUGGCCUAGAGAAUGCAAUUCUGGUAGCAAAAUAGAAGGCUAAUCUUGGAAUAUUUCACAAGGUUACGACUUAGGAAACUGAAAAUUAUAUUGAUUUGUUAUUUUAUAUAACUACGUUCCACUCGUACUGUGAAAAAGAAAACAAGCUCUAGAUUAUUUAUUGAAAAGUUCGAUUUUCAAGAAAAUAUAGCAUGUCUAGCUUAUCGGUCUUUAUCAACAUAUUUGGAAUAUUCUUACCUGUUUCACAAACUAAUUUUCACUCAGAAGAGAAAAAAAACAAGAUGAUUUAUAGAAACAUAUAAAAGGGUUUAAGAAAUAAGAAGUUAACAACAACCAAAACUUCAUGUCCCUUUUCGUUUGUAAUUCCUUGUCGGUUGACUUCAGUCUCAGAUUCUUUUAGAUAUGUAUAAAAAGGACAUUUUUUUCUCACAGAUAUUAUCUAUUAUGCAAAUGGGUAUGCCCUGAGCAUAACUGAAAUCUGCCACCUCGUAAAUUUUGUGAGAUCAUACAUAAUUUUGGGUACAAUUAAUAUGAUAAAAAUGGUGUAAAAUUUUAGCAUACCGAAAUUGCAUUCUCUAGUAUUGCUGGAUCAGGAAGUAAACAAAAUUACAAAUAAGAUUAAGAUGCUUCGUCGCUGCCCUCAAAUUAUAAAGACAUAAAAUACAGUUAAAAAGAAAACUAUGCGAACAUAAAUAAUGAAACAAAAACUCAUAAUCAUAGUCGUAAAUGUAAUAUUACAAUAUAUUGCUAAUAAGAUGUAUUACUAUUACUGAUUUAAUAAUCAACUUGGUUUAUAUGAAUGCGGUCUUUAGAAUGAAUGUUUGUGUUUUUAACUAGACCCCUAUUAUUAGCGUUUUUGUAAAGCAGAUAACCCCUUUCAGAAAUAACUGAUAAGAGUGGUUACCUACUACCAAUAUGUAAUAUCAAACAUUAUGAUACUAAUAUGAGUUUCGUAAUGAGAUACUUUACCGCACUAGUGGAAUGAACUCAUGAAUAAAAAAUUAAACCUCAUUUAUUAUAAUAAUUAAACACAACACCUAUACAAUUAGUGAUGUUUAAUCCAGCUGACGUGGAGGCAAUAGAAGAAUGGUAGUUUUCAAUUUCAAUUGAAUUUUUUGUAGAAACUUUUUCUCCCAUUAUUUUAGUAGUUGUUAUAUAUUUUUUUGUUUUCUAAGGAUGUUUCUACAUAUCCUUUAGCGACGCUACUGGAUUUCCAUCCACCAUGUCUCUUCAAAACGUGCAUAUCAACACGAGCAUCAGUAAGUAGGGAUGCUGAUGAUCUUCUAAAACAGUGACCUGUAUAUUGUAAUGGAUUUGGUAGCUCCAGAAACGUUGCUAUUUCUUUUGGAAUGCGCCCAAAAGUAUUGAUACCAAUUGGUCGAGAAAAACAUUUUCCAUUUUUAUAUAAAAUAAAAAACCGGUCAUGGACUAUAUUUUGAGGUCGAAGUCGAAUAUAUUUUCGGACGUUAUUCAAGCAGUCAAAACCACCUAACUUAACCAUGUUUCAUCUAGUAAUAGCAAAUUCUCUUUGAAUUUUAGUUUUAGUAUUCGGUAUUUUGAUCGUUAUGCACGUUACUUCGUCAACUACAUCACCAAUUUUUAACUUCAUCAAUUCUUCUCUUCGGCAGGCGCCAAACACACCCACGAUUAAGGAAACCUAUAAAAAUAAUAUUUAUGUAUAAUUAUACCUUCAUCAUUAAGAAUUGAUCAUCAUUGACUUCUUUCAAAAAUCUGUCUAUAUUUUCCUUUCAAAAUAUACUGGAUUUUUUCGGCUUGUGACCUUCACUUUUCCGCUUCAAAAAAGUCAAUAGCUGUGAAUAUUUACUUAUGUCCACAUUUUUCUUCACAGAUAUCAUUUUUCUCAGCAUACUAUAAUGUGUCCAUAAUGAUGAUGCCUUUUCUUUUUCAGCUUUCCCAGCAAAAUAAGCUAAUAAAAUUUUCUCCGAUAUGUCACGGACUUUUUUUGAACUGCACCAGUCUUCGAAUCGCUUAUAUUCUUUUUCGUAUCUAUUGCGAGAUUUAGCGGGUACUAGGGUUUGUAUUGCGUUAUUUGCAGCAAGUUCUAUAUCUGCAUCCACACUUUCAUAGUCGGAACUCAUGUCCAUACAAUUAUACCAAACGCGUCAAAAUUGACAGUUCUUAAAAUAAAUCAACAAUGAGCCCAACGCUUGCUUGUUAUCAUUAAUUUCAGGAAUAUUGACUAAUUUUGAGUAAAUAAUUAACAUUAUUGGUAGUAGGUAAAAUAAUGUACUAUAUUCGUAUCAUAAAUUCAUAUUACGAUAUUCAAUGGGUUAUCGUUUGACAAAUUUCCCAUCUCAUUUCGUAAUAUGAAUCUUUACGACACUUAUAUCUAUUAUAUCUAUUAUUAUUAGUCUUCUAGCCCUUGCCUUAUUCGCGAUUUUAUAUUGGCAAAUAAACAAAAGCUUAAGUUAAUUAGAAAGUUAUUAAACGCUCUACUAUGAAACUUUUUAUAGCAGCCUGUGCACUAUAAUUAGCAGUUGACGUUUUUGUUUUCUUCAUAUUGUUUAAUAAACCUAAUAAAACUCCAUUGGUAUAAAUCAGAUUGCGGCUCUUGUUAGUUCUAUUGGCUUUUAAUAUUUACUUUCUUUUUAGACUUGCAUUCUUAAUUUCUUCUUUGCUAAGUUGUGAUAAUAUUAUAUUUUGGGUGUUUCUUUCUGAAUUAAUAAUCAUUAUCUUUAUAUUCUCUAUAUUUAUUUCAAUAUUUAAUUUUUUGAGCUUUGAAUAUACUUCAAGAUUUCGUUGCUAUUUUAAGAUAAAUCCAUUAUUUUUAUUGAAUCAAUUUUUUUAAAGCCCACUUCCAAUAACGGGUUCGGUAUACACACUUGACACAUUUUUCAUGUUACGUGUUUUAUGUACCCUAAUUUUACUCCUAAUUAUGUUUCGAGUAUAUAUAUAUAUAUAUA